AUUCACCAGCAAAGAAAUUAGCAAGAAACUCAUCGAUGGCGAGGCCAUGCCCACUGCUUGCCUUCUGUGGCCUUUUCCUCUUCUUCUUCUUCUUGCCUUGUCUAUCUUGUCCUGAACACCAAAAGCAAGCUCUUCUCCAGUUUAAGUCCUCCAUCCUUGCUAUUACUUCUUCAUUCAACAGUUCCAACUCUCUGUUGCAGUCAUGGAAUUCAAAUUCAAGUUGUUGUCGAUGGGAUAGUGUUGAAUGCAGUCAUACUCCAAAUUCAACUUCAAGAACUGUGAUAGGUCUCAAACUAAUAGAGCUUUUCACCAAGCCCCCGGUGUCGUCCACUAUCUUGGCACCCAUUUUUCACAUCAGAAGCUUGGAGUGGCUUGACAUCGAAGAGAACAACAUACAAGGUGAAAUCCCCGCAGUUGGGUUUGCUAAUCUCAGCAAUUUGGUUAGCCUAGAUUUGUCGACGAAUAACUUCAGUGGAUCCGUUCCUCCUCAGCUCUUUCACUUACCACUUCUUCAGUGUCUUUCUUUGGAUGGCAAUUCUCUUAGUGGAAAAGUCCCUGAAGAAAUUGGAAACCUCUCCAGGUUGCGGGAGUUAUAUCUCUCAGGGAAUAACUUCAGUGGAUCUAUUCCUCCUCAGUUCUUUCACUUACCACUUCUUCAGUAUCUCUUUUUGGAUGGUAAUUCUCUUAGUGGAGAAGUCCCUGAAGAAAUUGGAAACCUCUCAAGGUUGCAGUGGUUAUCCCUCUCAGGGAAUAACUUCAGUGGAUCUAUUCCUCCUCAGCUCUUUCAGUUACCACUUCUUCAGGAUCUCUCUUUGCAUUAUAAUUCUCUUAGUGGAAAAGUCCCUAAAGAAAUUGGAAACCUUUCCAAGUUGCAGCGGUUAUCUCUCUCAGGGAAUAACUUCAGUGGAUCUAUUCCUCCUCAGCUCUUUCAGUUACCACUUCUUCAGGAUCUCUCUUUGGAUUAUAAUUCUCUUAGUGGAAAAGUCCCUGAAGAAAUUAGAAACCUCUCCAAGUUGCAGGUGUUAUCUCUCUCAGGGAAUAACUUCAGUGGAUCUAUUCCUCCUCAGCUCUUUCAGUUACCACUUCUUCAGGAUCUCUCUUUGGAUUAUAAUUCUCUUAGUGGAAAAGUCCCUAAAGAAAUUGGAAACCUUUCCAAGUUGCAGCGGUUAUCUCUCUCAGGGAAUAACUUCAGUGGAUCUAUUCCUCCUCAGCUCUUUCAGUUACCACUUCUUCAGGAUCUCUCUUUGGAUUAUAAUUCUCUUAGUGGAAAAGUCCCUAAAGAAAUUGGAAACCUCUCCAAGUUGCAGCAGUUAUCUCUCUCAGGGAAUAACUUCAUUGGAUCCAUUCCUUCUCAGCUCUUUCACUUACCACUUCUUCAGGAUCUCUCUUUGGAUGAUAGUUCUCUUAGUGGAAAAGUCCCUGAAGAAAUUGGAAACCUCUCCAGGUUGCAGCUGUUGUCCCUCUCAAGUAACAGAUUCUCAGAUGGCGUGCUUCUUUCAGUUUUGUCUUUGAAGGGGUUAGAAUUAUUGGACUUGAGUGACAAUGAUUUAUCCACGGAAAUACCCACUGAGAUUGGGAAUUUACCCAACAUCUCCACUUUGGCGUUGAGUAACAACCGGUUGACGGGUGGAAUCCCCUCGUCCAUGCAAAAACUAAGCAAGUUGGAACAACUUUUCUUGCAUAACAAUUUGCUAACCGGAGAAAUUCCAUCUUGGUUAUUUGAUUUCAAGGGCCUCGAGAGUUUGUAUCUUGGAGGAAACCGUCUAAUUUGGAAUGACAGUGUGAAGAUAGCACCAAAUUCCAGGCUAGGUCUACUGUCUCUGAAAUCUUGUGGUCUUGUUGGAGAGAUUCCAAAGUGGAUUUCUACCCAAACGAAUCUUUUUUUUCUGGAUUUGAGUAAGAACAAUCUCCAAGGUGCAUUUCCACAAUGGUUUCUUGAGAUGCCACUUGAAUUUUUGUUUCUAUCAAGUAAUGAAUUUACAGGUUCUCUUCCACCUGGUCUUUUUUCUGGACCUUCUUUACACGUGCUUGCUCUCUCAAGGAACAAUUUCUCCGGGGAGUUGCCCAAAAACAUCGAAGACGCAACCUCCCUAGAUAUUCUUACCUUGAGUGAGAACAACUUUUCUGGGCCAAUUCCUCAAUCCCUCAUCAAAGUUCCCUACCUAAAAUUUUUGGAUCUAUCCAGAAAUAGAUUUUUUGGCCCAUUCCCAAUUUUCUACCCCGAAUCACAACUAUCUUAUAUCGAUUUCUCUUCUAAUGAUUUCUCGGGAGAGGUUCCAACAACCUUUCCUAAACAAACAAUAUAUCUUGCAUUGGGCGGAAAUAAGUUUUCAGGGGGCUUGCCUUUGAACUUGACCAACUUGAGCAACCUUGAACGCCUCGAACUUCAGGACAACAAUCUUCACUACUAC
This is a messenger RNA of Vitis vinifera (wine grape), 2411 nucleotides long. RefSeq names its product LRR receptor-like serine/threonine-protein kinase GSO1. NCBI's taxonomy places the organism in Eukaryota, Viridiplantae, Streptophyta, Magnoliopsida, Vitales, Vitaceae. The annotation marks the transcript as partial. The transcript has 7 exons. Gene Ontology annotation, molecular function: protein binding. The record is from RefSeq and is a predicted model, not a curated record.